Messenger RNA from Aspergillus pseudoviridinutans, 642 nucleotides. Its product is annotated as BTB/POZ domain-containing protein. Bases 1 to 642 code for a protein of 213 amino acids. The record is from RefSeq and is a predicted model, not a curated record. NCBI's taxonomy places the organism in Eukaryota, Fungi, Ascomycota, Eurotiomycetes, Eurotiales, Aspergillaceae. The transcript has 2 exons. Gene Ontology annotation, molecular function: protein binding.
AUGUCUUCAAAGAGGAUCCGAACGUCGAAGGAGGAGGGUAUGGUAGGAGAUGAGCAAGAAGUCUUCACCGUCCACGAAGGGUUGAUCCGUGCCUCCUCACCAUUCUUUAACAAUGCCAUGGCACAUGAUUGGAAGGAGUCUCAGCAACGCACUAUCCAUCUACCAGAUGAUGAACCCGAAAUAUUUGCGGUAUAUAUGCACUGGCUCUACCGUCGCACACUUCCUGUGUUUUGUAAUGAGCCAGGUCUUCCAGGAACUUCCGAAUACCUUGACUUAGUGAAGGCAUAUGUCCUGGGCUUUAAAAUACUAGACCUCAGGUUUCGAGACUCAACCAUUGACGCUAUUGUGGAGAAAAGCGAAUCCGAAGCACGAGAUGGGAGAUGUCCGUGUCCCUCUGGUGAAGUGGUAAAGUAUGCAUUGGACAACACAAAUGAGUCGGCUCCGAUUCGCGAGCUACUCCUGGAUAUGUGUGCAAAUUGGGGACGCAGAACAUGGCUCCGCCUUUGGGCAGACUGUCUUCCGCAGUCGUUUCUGUUCGAGCUUGCUUCUACUCUUUUGGAUUUGCGAGCGGAUUCUGAUUGGUACCCAGAAGCCUACGAGUAUCAUUAUCGUCGCUCAGAUGAAGGAAACAGCCCUAGGUAA